AUGAAGAUAAAUUCUCCUGGCGAGCCGUCAAAGGAGGCGUGGGAACCCAGCGAGUUCGGUAUCUCUGUCGCGCAAGGUGCCUUUGAUAUGGGGGCUUGGGAGCGUAUUACUCAUGGGAACGAUGGGAGGCUGUCAACACGUCGUGUCUUGAGCCGGACCUGGACGGGACGCGUAAAAGCGAGGUUGAUUGGUGCGGUUGGCCGGAUGGCGGAGUGGGUGAGCAGACGCGGAGCAGAAGGUGGGAGCCGGAGGUUGGGAGCGAGGAGGAGGUUGCAUUCUUGGCGGCUGAAAGAGACUGAGGGCGUUAAUAUGGGAGACCUGGACUAUGCGAUUCGGUCACACAUUCUUCGUGGUGUGAUGCGUGCUGCUUUCGAGGUUGAGAAGGGACAGCAGGUGGAAGAGGUUAAGCAGCGGAUGGUUGCUGCGGGUAGGAUUGACGAGACUAGAGCCGAGCAGUGGAUUCGAGAGGCGCUGGUGGUGAUGGAGCCAUACGUGCGCAAUAAUGAUAGACGGCCUGCCUCUGAAGAGGGUUGGGGUGAAUUGCUGCGGCAGAUUCUGGUCGAGAAUGGACAGCUGUUUGCAAGAUGGAAGCUCUCAGACUCUUCCAAAGAGUUCAAUUUCGAGCUAAAACCAAGGAAGUAG
Molecule: messenger RNA, 642 nt
Organism: Colletotrichum graminicola M1.001
Lineage: Eukaryota; Fungi; Ascomycota; Sordariomycetes; Glomerellales; Glomerellaceae
Exons: 1
Coding region: 1-642 (213 amino acids)
Source: RefSeq, a predicted model, not a curated record